CGAUGCGCCCAGCAGCGUUCUGAUCGCCGACGCGCCGCCGCCUCCGCCGCGAUGAUUCCCCCCGAGCCGCAGCAGCAGCAGCAGCUGCAAACGCCGCCGCCGGCCCCGCCGAACCAUGUGGUGACCACCAUCGAGAACCUGCCGGCCGAGGGCAGCGGCGGCGGCGGAAGCCUGUCCGCCUCCUCCCGGACCGGCGUGCGCCAGAGGAUCCGCAAAGUGCUGAACAGGGAGAUGUUAAUCUCUGUGGCUCUAGGCCAGGUGUUAUCCCUCCUUAUUUGUGGAAUUAGCUUGACCAGCAAGUACCUGUCAGAAGAUUUCCAUGCCAAUACACCAGUCUUCCAGAGUUUCCUCAAUUACAUCCUUCUCUUCUUGGUCUAUACCACCACACUAGCUGUCAGACAAGGAGAAGAAAACCUCCUGGCAAUUUUACGACGAAGAUGGUGGAAGUAUAUGAUCCUGGGACUGAUAGACUUGGAAGCAAACUAUCUGGUGGUCAAGGCUUACCAGUACACGACUCUGACCAGUAUCCAGCUCCUGGACUGUUUUGUGAUCCCGGUUGUGAUUUUGCUCUCCUGGUUCUUCCUGCUGAUCCGGUACAAGGCUGUGCAUUUCCUCGGCAUCAUCGUCUGCAUCCUGGGGAUGGGAUGUAUGGCGGGCGCAGAUGUGCUUGUGGGAAGGCAUCAGGGAGCAGGGGAAAAUAAGCUGGUAGGGGACCUUCUGGUCUUAGGGGGAGCCACGCUCUACGGUAUCUCUAAUGUCUGGGAAGAAUACAUCAUCCGAACCCUGAGCCGAGUGGAAUUCCUGGGAAUGAUUGGACUCUUCGGGGCAUUUUUCAGUGGAAUUCAGUUAGCUAUAAUGGAGCACAAGGAGCUGUUAAAGGUGCCCUGGGACUGGCAAAUAGGACUGCUCUACGUUGGCUUUAGUGCCUGCAUGUUUGGUCUCUACAGCUUCAUGCCAGUGGUCAUAAAGAAAACCAGCGCCACUUCGGUCAACCUCUCCCUGCUCACCGCAGAUCUGUACAGCUUGUUCUGUGGGUUGUUUCUCUUCCACUACAAGUUUUCAGGACUUUAUCUCCUGUCUUUCUUCACCAUCCUCCUUGGCCUGGUGCUCUACUCCUCCACCUCCACAUACAUAGCCCAGGACCCCCGGGUUUACAAGCAGUUCCGCAAUCCUUCAGGACCCGUCGUGGACUUACCAGCCACAGCUCAGGUGGAGCCUUCAGUCACCUAUACCAGCCUGGGCCAGGAGACUGAAGACGAGCCGCACGUUCGUGUGGCCUAGGACGACACCCUCCCAGCCCACUGAGGACACCUCCGCGGCCGUGCGUCCGCCCGUCAUCUCUGUUUUGUACAUAGAGAAAGGUAUUUAUUAGGUGCGGUUUACACAGGUGGACUGCAAGGUAGCGAAUCUGAAAGCCUGUAAAAGGCAUAAGCUAAACAUCCCUGGAGACACAGGCUCUGAUCCACCUGACCUGGGGAGAUGCCUAGCUAGUGUGUAUCCGGGUCACAACCCCCCCUGUAUUCAUUACUGUGAAAAUGUGGGAAUCAAAAGCAAGUAUUAUUGUUUGUAUUAUUACGGUUACUGUUACUGCACCGACUUUCAGGAGGAGGUUUUGUGCUCCUGAUGGACACUCUCACCAGACCCACUCACAUGUAGUUAACAUCAAUCCCACUUUUCUAUGGCAAGUCACUUUUUAAGAAUCACACUUUAUUUUUGUGCACAGUCUCUGAGUGCUGCAUGCCACAGGAGCUCCACCCUAUGACGCUUCCUUAUCCUAGGGACCUGGGGGCUCACAGUUUCCUCUGUUACCUGUUGGAUUGCCUGCUCAAUAUGUAUUUUGUGCUGUGACCCUUGUGGGGAGUGGCAACUGACCAUAUAAUUCUCUAUUCUAGGAAUAGAUAUAAAACAAACAUUUUAGCCUUUUUAUAUUUCAAUCUCUGAUUACUCCAGGCCAUUGCCUUUCUGUUGUGCCACAUGAUUCUGCUAAUCAAGUCCCUGUAAUAACAGGAUAAGGAAAGUUCCAUUUCUGUGGCUUAUGGGAAACCCCAGAAAUAAUAUUAUUUGUGCUUAGGGCAAUACAUUUUUUUAAAUCUUUCUGCUCCUCUCUAUGUUCCCUCUUCAAAAAAUAUAUUUGGUUUUCCUUUUUCCCCCUAGGUUUCUUUAGUGAUAAUAUGGAAAUCAAUCAAAGUAUUGGAAAAAGCCGUGGUCCUCUGCCCUCUUGUGUGACACCCUUUAUGAAAUACACCAGCAUGGGAACUUACCUUUACUGUGGAGUUUCAUUGGUUGUUUGGCCUCCCAACAAAGUCAGGGUGCUGAUGUGGAACAGUCUCUGACGAUAGUUUGAUUGAUCUGGCCAUUUUGUAGUGGUAAAAAUGCCACCAAUGAAAAAGUCACAUUGUGGUCAUAUUUGGCAUCCAUUCAAUAAUGGCAUAUAUCACACAACAUUCUUAUGGAUACAGAGAAUAUUACAGGGUCCUGAUAAGGCUUUGAGGGGUAUGUCACUGGUCUAAUUUUGUUGCCCUUAAAAUAGCCCUUUCUUCAAACACAGAAAAUCAAGAAAUACCACAAACCUCUAUGAUUUACAAUAGAUUCUACAUGUCAGUACGUGCAAUAGUCUUUACCUUUGGCUGGCUGCAAUACGAUUCAAAAAGAUCCUCGAUAGAGUUACAGGAUUUGUAAAGGGAAAAAUAAAUGUUUUGAGCAAUUCAAAUCAAUACAUCUUAAGGAAGCAAAGCAAAACAUCAGUGGGGUCUCUGUAAGGUAGAGAACAAAUUGAAGCUUAGUCAGGAUUUCCAUAGUAGCCUAAA
Kogia breviceps (pygmy sperm whale) is the source of this 2807-nucleotide messenger RNA. It is a transcript of the gene SLC35F1, whose product is annotated as solute carrier family 35 member F1. Lineage: Eukaryota; Metazoa; Chordata; Mammalia; Artiodactyla; Physeteridae. The record is from RefSeq and is a predicted model, not a curated record. Gene Ontology annotation, cellular component: membrane. Gene Ontology annotation, biological process: transmembrane transport. Gene Ontology annotation, molecular function: transmembrane transporter activity.